Didymella exigua CBS 183.55 is the source of this 2212-nucleotide messenger RNA. RefSeq lists its product as uncharacterized. The transcript is spliced from 6 exons. NCBI's taxonomy places the organism in Eukaryota, Fungi, Ascomycota, Dothideomycetes, Pleosporales, Didymellaceae. Bases 96 to 1721 code for a protein of 541 amino acids. Gene Ontology annotation, cellular component: nucleus. The record is from RefSeq and is a predicted model, not a curated record. Gene Ontology annotation, molecular function: DNA-binding transcription factor activity, RNA polymerase II-specific; zinc ion binding; transcription cis-regulatory region binding. Gene Ontology annotation, biological process: positive regulation of transcription by RNA polymerase II.
GUAACCCUCGAUCCACCACGUUCGUUACCAGGCCAAAUACGCCGCUAUAAACGCAUUCGAUUCGACUUUCGAUUUGGAGCUUCAGCAACCCGAGCAUGGGUAAAUAUCGCUCCAGAAGCGGGUGUCUCACGUGUCGAGCUCGCCGUGUAAAAUGUGACGAAACGCAUCCUGUCUGCAAAGCUUGCAGCAAGAAAAAUCGUCCAUGCCAGUGGGAGGCACCGCACACAAAAUUCAAAGACUACCAGCCGUAUGACGCAACUUUGGGUUACAAGAGCACCGGAACUAGCGAGCACGAAGAUAUGGAUGUCGACGAAAGUGAUGACGAGGAAAGCCAGGCCAGCCGGAGUAUCUCGCCGAGCACCAAUCAAGAGCGAAAAGGCAGCGAUCAGCAUGGAACGACCUCUGAUAGUGCAUCACGAUCAACAAGUGGUCCUUCAGCCAAUGACUCGGUUGGUCUACAUUCUCCAAGAUCUCCAUUACCUCUCCCAGGACAUAGAAUGCAAAGUAGCAUCUCUGUAUCAAGUCUGCUGCGACCACAUCUACCGGAGGGUCCUCGACCGUACUCCCAGGAGCAUGUUUCCCUCACACAAGGAGAAGCCAGGCUUGUGCAUUACUACUCAGAACAGCUUGGCCGAUGGCUUGAUUGCACUGAUGCGACUCGCCAAUUCACUCUCGGGGUGCCAGAGAAGGUCAAAUGCUGUCCGGUUCUCUGUCAUGCGGUCGUGUCAUUUGCAGCUCGCCACCGCAGAGAAGAUGAUAUUGCUGAUGCUGCAUACCAGCGCUGUAUCGCUCUGCUCAUCGACCGUUUGGACGAGCCCAACGCAAGCCAUGACGAAACAUUACUCUGCGCCAUCGUCAUCUUGCGAUUCUAUGAACAGCUCAAUGUGCCCUCCAGUACUGGUUCAGAUGCCGCACGACAUCUGGCAGGCUCUUCUGCAAUCCUGCGUGCUUCGCAAGGCAACCACUGCGUAGAUCCGUCCGCACCUACGCUUCGUGAAGCUGCUUUCUGGGUAUAUGUUCGUCAAUGUUUGUACACGGCUACAAUCAACCAGCAGCCGCCGGAUGUAGACUUCUCACUACAGCUACAUCCAACGCCAGGUUCAAUGCAAGAUCCGCAUCCACUGGCGCGACUGAGAUUGGAAACUGCUUGGGCGAACCAGAUGACUUGGAACACGGCUCUCGUUGCCAACUUCUGUUUUGAGACCGAUCCUUCAGGUGAGCGGAAGAAUAGACUAUCUCGCUGGCAAGAACUUUGGGAUGUCGUUCAAGCUUGGAAGAAAGACCGACCUGCAGGAUUUGAUUCCAUCUGGGACGGACCAGCUACUGAGGUUGACGCGAGCUGCUUUCCUCAAAUAUGGUUUACAGCCGACUGGCACGCUGUCGCAUUCGGGUUGUACCAUUUCUGCUGCAUGAUGCUUCACAGUUUCAAGCCAGGACCGAGAUUCGCCAUACGUAGCGUUGGGAGUAUUUCGACCACAGACUGUCAGGUCUUGGAGCAUGCACGUGCGAUUUGUGGUGCAUGCCGCAGCACACCCGAGGUAGUGCAGCUUUCGAUCAUUCUAUGCCACACCAUCUUCAUUUGGGGCCCCCUGGUCUCAGAUCCGAGAGAGAGGAACGAAAUCAUCCAGCUCCUCGAGGAGUUCGAAAUGGCGCAUGUCUGGCCGACUGCUUGGAUUGUCAAUGCUCUUAGGGCAGAAUGGGGUCUCUCACAGAUCGAAUAGUUCCUUUUCUUACCUGCGGCAGCAGAAAUAGCCCACAGUCCAGCAACCAAUACCCAAUUCAAUAGUAUUGUUUAGAGUUUUUUUUCACUCGACCUCUCUGACGGGCCGGAUCGAUGGAUCGAAUCCUUGGUAAGAGCUGCAGUUGGCUCGCAUGUCUUUGGCAAUCUAUAGAGACCGCAUUAUAAGUGCAAUACAGUUGGUGGGUAACUCUUUACUUCUUUUAUAAGCCUCAGCUGAUACGGAGAAUGAUCUACGCUAGAUCAGAUUCUCGCCCUGCGACUGUGCAUGCACCAGGGUUCGAAGCUCCAAGUUGACUGUGGUGUGAUAUUAUUUCACGGUCAAGUGUCAGCACUUCCCGGAAAUCUUUUCCUUGACCCCCAAAAUCCUGUUCUCCCCUAACAGUGUGUAAGAUUGAUUGUACCCACGAUGAUCGGCAGUUCUCCCCGCCCAACCAGUGCAGGCACACAUUCCCGCCGGGUAAGAGGUCCGCC